Molecule: messenger RNA, 1530 nt
Organism: Colletotrichum graminicola M1.001
Lineage: Eukaryota; Fungi; Ascomycota; Sordariomycetes; Glomerellales; Glomerellaceae
Product: major facilitator superfamily transporter
Exons: 3
Coding region: 1-1530 (509 amino acids)
Biological process (GO): transmembrane transport
Cellular component (GO): membrane
Molecular function (GO): transmembrane transporter activity
Source: RefSeq, a predicted model, not a curated record
AUGGCUAUCCCUGAUGAAAAAGAACAAGAAAGACUCGGACGACAAAGGCCAGAAGUCUUUAGCAGCACUCUACAAGAAGUCGGAUUCUGCGCAUCCAUCUUACUCUCCAACAUUAUGGCGGAGUUCCUGAUUAGUGGUUUCAAUGUACUGCUCCCAAGUCUCAUCAAAGAGCUCAACUUCUCGCCUGAGGAUAAGACUUGGCCGUCGAGCGUCUUCUCUCUUGUCGCUGGUGCCUUUCUCCUCCCCUUCGGCAGGCUCAGCGAUAUGCAUGGCGGCUUCCUCGUCUUCCUAGCAGGCAAUGUAUGGAUGGCUACGUGGUCACUGAUAGGCGGUUUCAGCCAAAACUACGUCAUGCUCGUUGUAUGCCGUGCACUCCAGGGUCUAGGAGCCGCUGCGUUUCUGCCAUCCGGCAUCUCCCUUCUCGGCAGUGUCUACCGGCCUGGUCGUCGAAAAAACCUUGUCUUCAGUCUUUACGGAGGCUGCGCUCCGUUAGGUUUCUUCACUGGUAUACUUGUAGCUGGCGUCAGCGGCCAGUUUCUCCGGUGGAGCUGGUUCUUCUGGAUCGGCUGUAUGCUGCUGACCAUUGUCUGCCUGCUUAUCUUCUUCUGCGUCCCAAGGCAGAUGUACCCGGCUCGGAUGCCCAUGGACUGGUGGGGCUGCGGAACUUCUAUUCCUGGCUUGAUGCUGCUGGUUUAUGCCAUCACGGAUAGCCCUCAUGUUGAGAAAGGGUGGGCUUCGCCACAGAUCCUUGUUACCUUUCUUCUUGGUUUGAUAUUCCUCGCCGCCUUCGUCUACGUCGAGGGCUGGGUUUCGCCUGCGCCCCUCCUUUCCGCUCAACUAUUUGCACCAAAAUAUACCAUUGCUUUAUUCUGUUGCCUUUUCAUUGCAUUCGGCAGCUUUGGUAUUUACCUUCUCUACGCCAGCUUCUACAUCGAGACCAUCCUUCACAUCGAACCUCUUCUUACCGCGGCUUGGUUUGCGCCACUGGCCAUUGGCGGUAUUAUCAUCGCCAUUGUUGGUUCUGUUGUCCUCCACAAGCUCACGGGCACCGUAUUGCUCCUUCUAUCGGUUGCUGGGUUUCUUGUCUCUUCCCUUCUCUUCAUUUUCAUUCCCCGUGAUCCCAAUUACUGGGCUUGGGUAUUCCCCGCGAUGACUUGUGCCACCAUCGGCAUCGACAUCAUGUAUAAUGUUAGCAACAUCUUCAUCACCACGAGCAUGAAGAGCGACCAGCAGGGCAUGGCGGGUGCUUGCGUGAACGCUCUUCUCUUCUUGGGUAUGAGUUUCUUCCUUGGUUGGGCUGAUUUGGCGUCCGUUGCCGGGGCUCGCGAGAACCUAGAGUCCGGCUAUAAGAUUGCCCUUGUGAUGGGAGCAGGCUGUGCGGGUGCCUCCAUACUGAUUAUAGCCUUUUGCAUCAGAGUUGGCCGAGCCAAGGGGGAUAUGACGGCCGACGAGCGAGAAGAACUCGAAAGACUUGGUGCUGCAGGAUCAGACAGCACUUUGCGCCAAGAAAACGAGGGCUCUUACAAAUGA